UAUUCAGCCGUCACUUUAUUGUGGUAUUUAAACCAUAUUGCUUUGCCAAUUGUAAUAUUUGCAUCUGUGUACGCGUUGCUUUUAGUGCUUGACAGUAAUCUUGCAUAAGGUUUUCGGUAGGUGUAACAUUUUCGAUAGUGACACCGUCCAUCCGUUGUCCCCGUUUUGUGUGGCCCGAGCUGGUAUCCGGUCCGUGGCCGCAGUGAUCGCCGCAGUUUUCUUCAAAUGGCGGACUGACAUGCCCCUCAGUGGUGUUUACGACGCCGUGCAUCUGCCGUGUGUCGUUUUGCAGCUCCGCUAGCGGCCGCCUUUGUGUUUGCAUCCGAAGCGGUCCUUUCUACAGGCCCCAACAAAUCCUCAGACUGGAGUGGGUGGCCGGCUGGAGGCCGUCCUUUAGCCGUGUAAGCUCAGUGCGGCGGCCGCUUGGCAGUGCUGCGGACGGCCGCCUCGUUUGGGGAGUGUGUGGGAGGAUAAAUAGAAAUGUGAAUAUGACGACGUGGAAACCGUUUUAGGUUCCCAGUUUUUAAACUAGCUGAAGGACUGACUCCUGCCUUGAUCUUGUGCCCCCGGACUGGAUGUGGGAGAGAUGGCUGGCUGGCUCUCUCCCCUCCUGAUGGUCCUGCUGUGGGCCUGGGUCUCCAGUAGCCAGGCUGGGGACUGUAAGGGCCAACGGCAGGUGCUCAGGGGACCUCCAGGGUAUGUCACAGAUGGGCCGGGAAACUACUCUGUCAAUGGCAACUGCGAGUGGCUGAUUAAGGCCCCGAGCAGCAGUUACAGCAUUGUUCUGAACUUCACCUUCAUGGAGACGGAGUGCACUUACGAUUACCUGUUUGUUUAUGAUGGCGACUCAUACCGGAGCCCCCUGCUGGCCAGCCUCAGCGGUACGACCCUGCCACAGCCUAUCGAGGCUAAGUCUGGCAAGAUGCUGCUGCACCUGUUCAGUGAUGCAAACUACAACCUGCUGGGCUUCAAUGCCACCUACUCCUUCUCGGUGUGCCCGGGAGCCUGCAGCGGGCAUGGGCGCUGCGACACACUAUCAGCCCACUGCCUCUGUCCUGAGGGCUGGGGGGGGCCUGACUGCAGCAGCCCGCUCUGCCCUCAUGUCUGCCCCCUGCACGGCUCCUGUGACAAGAAGGGUGAGCGCUGCCUGUGCAGCUCCGGUUUUGUCGGGCAGAGCUGCCAGCUGGGUCUCCGUGACGACAGCGGGGCAGGGCAGUGGUGGGAGGUCAGCGGGGGCGACGCCAACACGCCACGCCGCACGGCUGCCGCUGGGGUGUACCUGCCCUCCACUGAAGCCAUGUACUUGUUUGGGGGGUUUGACUUGAACAAGGCUCUGGGGGACCUGGUGAAGUACAAUUUCACAAGUAACCAGUGGGAGGAGGUGCAGCACAUGGUUACACCGGCGGCUCGACACUCCCACACGGCCGUCGAAUGGCAGGGGAAGAUGCUUGUGUAUGGCGGCGAGCUUGCCAAUGGCUCUCUAGCAGGCGACAUUUGGAUGUACCGCCCCCUGGAGGACAGGUGGGAGCAGUUUGGGAGAGGGGACCUUCCAGGGGCUCCCCUACUGGCGAACCAUGCGGCCGCUGUGGUGGAUGGCUACCUUUACAUCUUUGGGGGACGCACCCCAGAGGACAUGUUUUCCUCGAUUUUGUACCGGUUUGACCUGCGGAAACACCAGUGGGAGGUGGUGCAUCCGUCUGGGGGGAAGCCCCCGGCCACAGCGGGCCACUCCAUGGUGUUCCACCGGCCGUCCCGGACCCUGCUGGUCUACGGUGGCCACAGACCCACCACCGCCAGGUUCAGCGUGCGCGUCAACUCCACGGACAUGUUCCACCUGGACCGGCGCUUCUGGACCUCUCUGCGCUCCCGGUUCCCGGCCAACGGCCCCAGGGAGAGGGCAUUCCACUCUGCCACCGUCAUCGGCAACUAUAUGGUUGUGUUCGGUGGGAACGUGCACAUCCAUUAUCAAGAGGAAAAGUGCUAUGACGAGGACAUUUUCUUCUAUCACCUGGGCUGUCACCAGUGGGUCACUGGCGGGGUGGACCCCAUACAGCGAGGGGGCAUUGUGCGGGGACGAUACUCCCACGUUGCUGCGGUGAUGGAGGGCCGCCUGCUCCUGGUUGCUGGGGGUUACAGCGGGAUCGCCCGUGGAGACCUGCUGGCUUACAAAGUCCCGCUCUUCGUCAGCAGUGAUCCUGGAGACAGGGACGCUGUGUGCGCUGAGGCCCCUGAUGAGAGCUCAUGCCUGAAGAACCCCGAGUGCAGCUGGUGUGAAGGCCGUUGUCGCGAGUACCAGCCCACUGACCCGUGUGGCAGCACCGGCUGCCUGGGCCUGGCCCGCUUCCUGUCGGACUGUCAGUCGUGCCUGGUGUUCAGCGGGAGCCCGGCCUCGCUCCCCCGCGCCCCGGGGGAUUUUGGGUGGUGCGUGCAGAAUGAGUCCUGCUUGCCCGUCUCAGAGCAGAGCGCCUGCCGCGUGGACCAGAUCUCAGGGGCCUACGGCUGGUGGGGGGAGCGCACGCGCUUUCUUACCUUCUUCAAUUCCUGCCGUGCUGAGAACUUCGUCCCUGGGAUGCACCUGCUCACUUUCCAGCACCCACGCAACAACUCCCAGCCAGACAAGGUCUCCAUCUUGCGUAGCACCUCCAUCACUCUCAGCCCCUCCACCGAGAUGGACGUCACCCUGCAGUUCCGUGGCUUCAUCCACCCACUGUGGGGCUCCCCUCCCCCCGCACCCCCGACCACAGAGACGGUCUCCAUGUGGGCGCGCAUCCAGAGGCUCCACUUCAUGGCCCGCAUGGCUGCAGGGCCCAACUCCCUGAAACUGUCAGAUGUCAUUGGCCGCUGGGGGGCCCAACAGGAAAAGGAAAGCCAUCUGCUGGCUAGGCCCAGUGGAUUCCGUCUCUUCCAGAACCUGACCCGGGGUAACCGCUACCUGGUGGCGGCAGAGGGCUACCUUAACAACUCUGGGUCGGGCCACACCAGUGAGAUGGCCCUGACCUGGAACCGGACCGUCUUUCCUGGAGGCAGCGAGAUCUCCUUCCUCUUCCUGGAGCCGUACCGCUCAAGCUCCUGCUCAGAGUACUACUCCUGCCUGGCCUGUCUCUCAGAUCAGUCCUGUGGCUGGUGCCCCCCACAGAACCGUUGUCUGCUCCGCACCUCUGUGGAACCCUGCUUGGAGAUGUCUGGCGAGUUGGAACGCCACCUGCUGAUCACUCCACAGCACUGUACCCUCUGUGAGGACUACCGUGACUGCGCUGCUUGCACUCAGGACCCUUACUGCGAGUGGCAGAUCAGCUCCAGCAAGAAGGGUGACUACCAGUGCAGCAGGCGGGGAAGGCUGGAAGGAUCUAUCCGCGACUCGCAGGGGUGCCCCAAAGUGUGCAACCAAAGGAGGACGUGCGGAGAAUGCCUGUCCAACGCCAGCCAGUGUGCCUGGUGCGAGUCUGCCCAGGUCUGCUUCUACUUCGCUGCCUACCUCACCAAAUACCCAUACGGGGAGUGCCGAGACUGGUACGACAGCGUACACUCCACUCCACAGUGUAAGCAGUGCCCGGCCUUGUCCACCUGCACCGAGUGCCUGCAGACCUUCCAGUGUGGCUGGUGCGGGGAUUACGACAAUCCCACCAUCGGCAGGUGUCUGCGGGGCGACUGGGCGGGGCUUGCCGAUGACUCCGCCUUUAACUGCAGUAUCGCUGUAGCAGAAGUGAAGGCUGCGCGCCCUGAACCACAGACCUCGUCCCCCCCGCGCAUCACCGAGAUGGAGCUGGAGCUGGAGCACCUGGAGGGCCUCCUGGAAGGCCAUAAGGAAGCGGUUUGGUCAUACCCCUCGUGCCCAGAUGUGGAGGAGUGUCGGCUGGGCCUGCACCGCUGCCACCCCUUUGCCACCUGUGUGAACACGGCCACGGCAUACGAGUGCCACUGCGAGAGGGGUUACACUGGCGACGGCGUGCUGCACUGCAACCAGACCUGUUUCAACGAGUGUCGGGAAGGCAGGUGCAGUGGCAGUCCGCGGUUCGAGUGUGAGUGCGCCCUGGGCUGGACCUCGGACCCCUCCACCCUAGUGCUCAGCGGCGUCGAGUGCGAUGUGGAUUGUGGCUGCAACUUCCACAGCACCUGCGUCACAGCGCCGGGCAUCUGUGACCAGUGUCAGGACUGGACUUCAGGCCUGCAGUGUGAACAGUGCCGGCCAGGAAGCUUUGGCUCAGCCCUGGCGGGGGGCGAGGGUUGUGUGCCCUGCCAGUGCAACGGGCAUGGUGACCCCCUGCGGGGCUACUGCCACAACCAGACGGGGCUGUGCUACUGCACCCACAACACCCAGGGCCCACAGUGCGAGAGCUGUCUUCCAGGUUUCUAUGGGGACCCACGGAACAAUGGCACGUGUUUCCGCCAGUGCCAGGGCCGCUCAGUGCUGUUGUCCUCACCCUCCUCGCAAAGCCCGCUGCUGUCGGCCUCGCUGGGCUGGCGCGGGGGCGCCGGUGCGCAGGGCGGGCUGUCCCACUGCCUCUGGGUGCUCUCCGUAUCCAAGGACCUGUCACCUUGCCUCCCGGGGAAGCAGUGUCCGCCUGUGUCACUCAUGCUGCACCCAGACUCCCGCACACCGUGCCCUAGCUCCUACGUGUACGUUUUCGAUGGCCUCCCCAGAUUCCUUGGCAACGGGGUAGUGCAGUCUGACCACAACCUGAUUGGAGCAUUCUGCGGGACCACUCGCACGAUGCCUGUCACCGUAGAGGCAACAUCAGGGGUGAUUUCUGUGUACUUCGAGGCCAACGUCUCCUCCGGGCCGCCCCAGGGCUUCAACGCCUCCUUUUGGGUACAACGAUGCCAGGAGGGGCUGUUGGAGGACAACACCCCCUGCCAGGGCAGAGCGGAGUGCCGGGAAGGCCUGUGCCACUGUGCCAAGGGCUACGGAGGGCCGCACUGCGACAGGCUCCUGUGCCCAGCAGACUGUGGAUCCAAGGAGGGCCGGGGAAUGUGUGUCACUGCUCUUGGAAUCUGCCAAUGUUCGGAGGGCUGGGCCGGCCCUGACUGUGCCUCCCCCGCGGGCGUCAACAGCCUGUUGUGGGACAAUCUGCUGGAUACUCAGAUGAUGGCGAACCAGGCUCACAGGUUCCUGCAGAGGAUGGGUCAUUCUAUGGUCCCGGGCCCUCAGGGGACCCUCUGGAUGUAUGGGGGUCUUUCACUCACGGAGGGAAUGCUAGGAAAUGUCUACAGGUACUCUGUAUCCGAGCGUCGAUGGACACAAAUGCUGACUAGCAUUGUGGAAGACGGGUCGGCUCCCAGCCCCCGCUAUCACCACGCCUCUGCCCUCCUAACCAGCCAGGAAUCUCUAGCUGGCACCCAGGGAGUUAUGCACGGGGUCAUGCUGGUGGUGGGCGGGGUCACACAGAAGGGCGUUGCCAUGGACACUUGGGCCCUCAAUCUUAGCAGUCUUGUGUGGAAGGAGUUUAAGAGCUCAACACUGCCCCCUGUGGCUGGACACACCCUCACGAUGCGUCGUAGCACGACGGCCCUCCUUAUUGGCGGAUACUCUCCAGAGAAUGGCUUCAACCAUCAACUUCUGGAAUUCAGCCUGGACAGUGGGAACUGGACUGUUGCAGCACAUGCUGGGACGCCCCCUACAGGACUGUAUGGACAUUCGGCGGUCUACCAUGAGCAGACGGACGCCGUGUACGUCUUUGGCGGCUACCGCUUUCACGUGGAAUCGGUGGAGCCCUCAGGGGAGCUGUACAGCCUCUACUACCCCAACCUCACCUGGUCCCUCCUGGUCCCUUCCCAGGGCAACAAGCCCUUGUCGCGGUUUUUCCAUGCGGCUGCCCUGCUGAAGGACACCAUGGUGGUGGUGGGAGGCAGGACAGGAGAAGAGGAUUAUAGCAACAGUGUCUCUCUCUACCAGAUCAACUGCAAUACCUGGAUACAACCAGUCUUGGCAGUUGGGGAGCCUGUCAACAAGUCGGUGUCUCUGGCGAUGGUGGCGUGGGAGGGCCACCUCUUCCUGUCUGGUGGCUUCAACGGAGUGACACUGGGGCGCCUGCUGACACUGUCCGUGCCUGCUGACCCCUGCGGCCUGCUUCCCACCUCCGAGGCCUGCAACGCCACCACAGGGAGCUGUGUGUGGUUCAGGGGCAGCUGCACCUCCUCCGACACAGCCGAGAGGCUGGGCUGCGAGAACAUUCAUUCUCCGUGUUCCCCAACGCCUCGCCUGCCUGAUCAAUGCCGCCGGUUGAAGACCUGCAGCGAGUGCCUGGCUCGGCACCCGAAGACCUUCUCCAACUCCGCACAGCUGGCGCUCCAGUGCAAGUGGUGCACAAACUGCCCGGAGGGAGCCUGCAUCAACAGCUCCGUCAGCUGCACCUCCGAGCACGACUGCCGCAUCAACCAACGGGAGAUCUUUCUGUCCAGCAACUGCACGGAGACUAGCUGCGAGGCGUCCGACUGCCCCAAAUGCACUGCCUCGGGCAAGUGCAUGUGGACUCGGCAGUUCAAGCGCACAGGCGAGACUCGCCGCAUCCUCAGCGUAAACCCCACCUACGACUGGACCUGCUUCAGCUAUGCCCUGCUCAACGUGUCUCCCAUGCAGGUGGAGUCAUCACCGCCACUGCCCUGCCCUCCUCCAUGCCACCACCUGGGCACGUGCAGCCUCUGCCUGGGCUCACGGGGCUCCGACGGCGGCUGGCAGCAAUGCGUGUGGAGCGUGGCCCUACAGCAGUGCAUGAGCCCGUCCUUUGUCCCACUCCGCUGCGAGGCUGGACAGUGUGGCCGUUUGCUCACCAGGGGUGACUCCUGCUCACCCCAGUGCUCGCAGCUCACCCAGUGCUCCCAGUGCAUCGCCAGGCCCCAGUGCGGCUGGUGUGCCACCCGUGGGGGCAACGGGGCUGGGCGCUGCUUGCAUGGUGGCCUGGAGGGUGUGAGUGAGGACGUCUGCCCACAGUGGAACAGCAGCUGGUCCUUUCUGCACUGCCCAGAGGAGGAUGAGUGCGCCAACGGGCACCACCACUGCAACAGCACGCAGGACUGCCACGACCAGCCGCAGGGCUACAACUGCACCUGCAGGCAGGGCUACGUGCUCAGCAGCGUGUCGGGCCAGUGCGAGCCCGUGUGCAGCCAGGGUUGCGUGAACGGCACCUGUGUGUCACCGGGCGUGUGCCGCUGCCAUUUCGGCUUCGUCGGAGACAGCUGCUCGGCGCAGUGCCGCUGCAAUAAGCACAGUGACUGCGCCAGCCUGACCCAGCCCGAUGUCUGUCUGGAGUGCCACAACAACACCAUGGGCCAGCACUGUGAGAAAUGCAAGCCGCUGUUUGUGGGCUCAGCUUUGGGAGGUGGCAUGUGCCAGCCCUGCCGGAAGUUCUGCCAGGGCAACAGUGCUGUGUGCCUAUCCCGGGAGGAGCACAAGCAGGCGCUGGAGCAUCCCAGAGAGUUCCCGUUGGACCCUGAGAGUAUCACACAGUGGGUAAUGGAGGGCCCCACGGAGGUCAGUGCCGUGUGUGUCAACUGCCAGAACAACAGCGUGGGGGACAAAUGCGAGACCUGCCUCAGCGGCUACUUCUUGCUGCAGGGCAAGUGUGAAAAGUGUCAGUGUAACGGCCAUGCAGACACCUGCAACGAGCAUGAUGGCACAGGCUGCCCCUGCCAAAACAACACAGAGACUGCUUCCUGCCUGACCAGCUCUCAGAGCGACAGGAAGGACUGCUACAAGCAGCAGUGUGCUAAAUGCAAGGACUCCUUCAAUGGUACUCCGGUGAAUGGCCGUCAGUGCUACCGGCAGUUCAACGUGGACCAUGAGUGCUGCUUCGACCCCACCUCGCAGUCCAACUGCUUCCAUGAGCCCAACAUCCGCAACCUGCCACGUGGUCGCACAGUCUUCUUCGCGGCCCAGCCCAAGUUCACCAACGUGGACAUCCGUGUGACCAUCGACGUCACUUUUGGCGAGGUGGAGGUCUACGUUUCCAACUCGCACGACACCUUCAUUGUGGAGGUGAACCGGCAAACGGGCGUUCACAGCGUGAAGAUCGAGGACGACGCGCCUCGGGGGGAGGUACCCCCGUCUCCUAUAAAGCUCUACACCAACUCCAGCACGGGUCUUUCCCCACCACCACUCCCCAGCACUCCACUCCAGUUGCAGGCCAAGUCGCCGGCUGCAGAGCGGGAGAUCCGCGAGGAACGGGCCCAGGGCCUCAUCUCCUACAUCACUGUGUGGAAACCCCAGACAGUGCUCAUCGUGCGUGGUGUGCGUGACAGGGUGGUCAUCACCUUCCCACACGAGGUGCACUCACUCAAGUCCAGCCGCUUCUACAUUGUCCUGAGGGGCGUCGGCACCGAGGCUCAUGAUGGCCAGUCCCAGGGCCUCCUGUUCCUCCGCCAGGACCAGGCCCACAUUGACCUCUUUGUCUUCUUCUCCGUCUUCUUUUCCUGCUUCUUCCUCUUCCUGUCAGUCUGCGUGCUCCUCUGGAAGGUCAAGCAGUUCCUGGACUUCCGGCGGGAGCAGCGGCGACACAUCCAGGAGAUGACGAAGAUGGCAUCCCGGCCUUUCGCCAAACUCACAGUCUACCUGGAGCCUGAGGAGCCACAGCUGAUCUACCUACCAUCCUGCGGCAUGCCUGGCGGCCCCAUCUCUAUCUCUCACGCUCGUACGGGCAAGCUGGGCGGAGUCAUGAUGGGACCGCGUGGACGGCCGGGGGGUGUGUCCUACAAGCACGACCCCGCUUCUGGCCCCGCCGGUCACCAGCUGCACCACUUGUCCCUCAGCGGGGGCAACAGCGGCCAGCAUCUGCCCCUCCACUACCUGAACACUCAGCACUAUGCUCCCACCUUGGCAGGAACCCCCUCCUCGCACCUGCAGCACCACCCAUCCUCCCACAGCGGCUACCAGCAUUUCUGCCGCUCUGACCCCUUCCUCUCGCAGCUCCUGGGCUUCUCCUACUCCUCCUUUAAAGUGGGGCCCAUCACUCUGGAGCCCACCGACGAUGGCAUGGCUGGGGUGGCCACGCUCCUUAUCCAGCUGCCUGGAGGCAUCUUGGCACCCAAUCGGGCCUGCCUGGGUUCGGCCCUGGUCACGCUACGGCAGAAUCUGCAGGAGUACUGCGGCCACGGCAGUGGGGGGGCCCACCCGGGGGCUGGCGGUGGCCGCAAGGGACUCCUGGGCCACCAGCAUCUCACCACCAUGGCCAUGUGAAUGGGAAGGAAGAAUACAAAGAUGACUGAUUGGAAAGGAGGGAUGGACGAUGGGAGAUACGUGGUGGUGAUGAAGGUCAUGAUGAUGAAGAGACGAUGGGCAGUAUAUGCUGACUUGUAUGGGCCAGUUCAAUGAGACCCCUGAUUGUUUGUAUAUAAUGUAUUAUAGGAGGUUGACUUGUGUUUUGACUGUCACAAUACUUCACAUUUCCCCAACCAAACUAUCUCUGAUUGAUCACAUUGGAAUCACCCAGUAGCCAGAGGAGAGGCAAAAGCAUGGUGGACAGCCAGUGGGAGGCCACGGGAGAAGGUAUGGUAGUAUAUGAAGGGAAUGAGAACCAACGUGCUUUAUUUAUGAAAGUGACAAUCAUGAGAGUGCUGCCGAUUUGGCUCCAGGGAGAACACAGGUGCAUGGUGACCAGUCUGACAUGAUAAACACACCAACAAAGUUAAAUGGACAUUUAAGUGAGAACUGAGAGCUUAUGCCUUUGAGAAUAUCAAUAUUUAUAGAAUUAGGCUAAUUUUUUUUACCUAGAGGUAUGAGAAUACAGCCUUUUUGUGAAACCCUAGAGAAAUUAUGUCAGUCAUUAAAGGUGGCGCAUGUGUGCAGUACUACACCUUUACUAUGAAACAUAAGUGAUGUGAAAUGACGUCUGUUUUCACAUUAUAAUGAUCUAGGAGCUUUUCAUUCAAAUGCAUUUGGCCUUUUCUUGUAGACAAAAUGUGUUAUUUGUCUCAAGUAUAUUGAGUCACCAGUUGUACUUUGCUUUUUGGCAAUGGUUCCAUUGAUGGCUGAAGUUUUGUGAUACGAGUUAUUAUGUAAAGUGAGUGAGGUUAGAUUUCUGCCUUUGCAGCUUUGGGCUUGUUCACACAUCGCGCCAUUCUCUGUCGGAAGGUCCAGAAGAAACCUUCGCUAUCUGUCAAUCCCGCUUUAUGCCUUUUUGUGGAGGUCUUUUAUUUAUGCAUAAAAAUGUCAUUAUUUUAUACUAAAUGACUGCUUGCUCUGCAUGUUUCACUGCUGCAGUUAAGAACAGAAUAUUCGGAAGAUUUCUUUAUAACUGCCUCAUUUAAAGUCAGGGAUAAACUUUGGAAUGACUGCAACCUGGUAUGAUUAGGGGUUCUGUAGGUUGGAGUAAUAUUUAUUAAAUGCUCCUGAUUAAAGAAAGAAAGCAACUGACUUAAACACUAGAAGAGAACCUUCAGUAUUGUCUGUUAAGAUUGUUAUAUUUAAUUUUUUUAUUUAUUGUACGUCUAAACGUUGACUGUGCUGUACGAGCGCUCUCAUUUAAUCCUGGAUUGCAACCUGUGAUCGAUAUUACUUGCACAACACUCUAUGAUGUAAUUGAACCAAACAGUAGGCUUAUAUCACUUCAUGGCUCUGUUACUGCAUGAAGUACAGUGUUUUGGAGACAUGUGUAAUGCAUAAAUAAUCAUUUACAAUUUUGUUUCAGACAAAAAGUAGCAGAUUACCUACAUUUAAAGAUGGGUGAGCAUUUGCUUUGUGAAGUCAGUUUUCUUAUUAAACAUUACUGACAAAUGUA
Messenger RNA from Paramormyrops kingsleyae, 10709 nucleotides. RefSeq names its product multiple EGF-like-domains 8 (gene megf8). Gene Ontology annotation, molecular function: protein binding; calcium ion binding. The record is from RefSeq and is a predicted model, not a curated record. Lineage: Eukaryota; Metazoa; Chordata; Actinopteri; Osteoglossiformes; Mormyridae.